CAUCCCGCCCCUCCAGGCCCCACUUAUCUGUAGUACCUACCAUCCUCCCGCGUCAUUGCUGCCGCCAUGCCCGGAGGUCUCCUUCUCGGGGACGAGGCUCCCAACUUCGAGGCCAAUACUACCAUCGGCCGCAUCCGUUUCCACGACUACCUGGGAGACUCAUGGGGCAUUCUCUUCUCCCAUCCUCGGGACUUUACCCCAGUGUGUACCACAGAGCUUGGCCGAGCUGCAAAGCUGGCCCCGGAAUUCACCAAGAGGAACGUGAAGCUGAUUGCCCUUUCAAUAGACAGCGUUGAAGACCAUCUUGCCUGGAGCAAGGAUAUCAAUGCUUACAAUGGCGAGAAGCCCACCGAGAAGCUCCCUUUUCCCAUCAUUGACGAUCGGCAUCGGGAUCUCGCCAUCCUGCUGGGCAUGCUGGACCCGGCCGAGAAGGACGAGAAGAACAUGCCUGUGACGGCUCGUGUGGUAUUUAUCUUUGGUCCUGAUAAGAAGCUGAAGCUGUCUAUCCUCUACCCAGCUACCACCGGCAGGAACUUCGAUGAGAUUCUGAGAGUUGUUAUCUCUCUCCAGCUGACAGCAGAAAAGAGGGUUGCCACCCCGGUUGACUGGAAGGAUGGCGAUAGCGUGAUGGUCCUGCCCACCAUCCCUGAAGAGGAGGCCAAGAAAAUUUUCCCCAAAGGAGUCUUCACCAAAGAGCUCCCAUCUGGCAAGAAAUACCUGCGCUACACGCCCCAGCCGUAGGUCUCCCCAAGGCAUUGGCGCUGGAGCUCACAGCACAGUGAGCCAGAGGGUGCCACCUGCCACUCAAUGUUUCCUACAGCAAUUCCAGAAAAACAUCCCAGUGUGAUCACAGCCAAGGUCUUUAGGUUGCUACAGUACUGGCUUAUUAAAUGAAAAUGGCACUAAAAGCUCCGUGGGGUUCUCUGCUCUGUGCCUUCACCAGCAUUCUGUUCUGUGUGUGUAUCUCAGCCCUCCUUGGCUCUCUUUGAAAUACAUUCUGUAUUUGAGACGCAGACCUUGCUGGAUCUCUGCAGGGUUUGUGAGCAACAAGGUAGAUCCGUUGUUUGUUGAAAAAGCCCGCUUUGCCCCAUCAUGGAAUGACCAUCCGUUUUUCAGCUGUUCUAAUCGAAUCCUCUCUUCUGUUCCACAUUUUGGGGAGCAGCAGGACUUGAGGUCCGGUUUCCUCUGUAGAUCUCUUAGUUUCUAACCCAAGAAAUUAGUAAACCAGAUAUUCUUCACUAUUCAGUGUUUUGAUCACAGCUAAGGGGAAAACCUUUUCAGUUCUGUUCUUUUCCAGUAGAUAACUGAAGUGGGAAGAGCUGAGGGGUCUGGGGGGGGGUCUUUAAAUAUUUUGCUAACAGAAACUUUUCAAUACAUUUCUACCAAAAGAGGGAAGGUACAGAAAAGCCUCCCCUUACCUGCCGGGAGGAGUAGCAGUGGUGUGAGCAGAAUGACAGUGCCGUGUGCCUGUCAUGCAGGCUUUUCCGUGUGUUGGUCUGCUCCACCGUGAUGGACACCGAAGGGGCCCACCUUGGGAGGGAGGAGAGGACGACUGGAAUUGUUUUAUUAUAGAACUGUUCUUGCUGGCAGGGUGGGUAUGUUCUGAAUUUUGCUUUUUGGGGAUCUAGCCAAUAAAUCCUUUGUUAAAACUGGA
Molecule: messenger RNA, 1654 nt
Organism: Rhinolophus ferrumequinum (greater horseshoe bat)
Lineage: Eukaryota; Metazoa; Chordata; Mammalia; Chiroptera; Rhinolophidae
Gene: PRDX6
Product: peroxiredoxin 6
Exons: 5
Coding region: 67-741 (224 amino acids)
Biological process (GO): cell redox homeostasis; cellular oxidant detoxification
Cellular component (GO): mitochondrion; cytosol
Molecular function (GO): peroxiredoxin activity
Source: RefSeq, a predicted model, not a curated record